Daucus carota subsp. sativus is the source of this 2499-nucleotide messenger RNA. Its product is annotated as cation/H(+) antiporter 15. Lineage: Eukaryota; Viridiplantae; Streptophyta; Magnoliopsida; Apiales; Apiaceae. Gene Ontology annotation, biological process: regulation of pH; proton transmembrane transport. Gene Ontology annotation, cellular component: membrane; endomembrane system. The transcript has 3 exons. The record is from RefSeq and is a predicted model, not a curated record. The coding region runs from base 1 to 2499 and encodes 832 amino acids. Gene Ontology annotation, molecular function: antiporter activity.
AUGGAUGAUCAGAGUCAUGCACUAGAUUCUGUAAACAGAACAAUUGUAUGUUUUUCGGAAACAAUAUACAGGACAAAUGGUGUCUGGGAAGGGCCUAAUCCAUUGUCUCCAAUCGUGCCAAUAUUUGUCUUUCAGUUACCUCUUUGUAUAUUCGCCACUCGCGUUGUCCAGCUCCUGUUAAAGGGUUUCCACAUGCCCUCCUUCGUCGGAGAACUCAUUGGUGGAAUAUUAAUAGGACCGACAUUUUUUGGGAAAAUAAUGCCAUCAUACUACAGAUGGUAUUUUCCGGCCUAUUCUUUCAUAGUGUUAGAGCCAAUGGCACACUUUGCUCUAAUUUACUACGCGUUCGUCAUGGGGCUAAGGAUGGACAUCCUAACGAUACGUAGGACACCAACCAGGGCUGUUGGCGUCGCUAUUUCAGGAACUCUCAUCCCUUUCUUGCUAGGAGUAGGCUUCUUUUUCAUGAUCUCAACCAGUCAGAAGAUCUCUGGUUGCAUUUUCUGGGGCUUUGCGCUCUGCGUUUCAGGAUACUCAGCACUUGCUCAGAUAAUUGAGAAGCAACAACUCGUGCACACGGAGAUAGGAAAAUUGGCCUUGGCGACCAGCCAGGUUAGCGAGAUCAUCUCAUGGGGCCUUCUUACAAUGGGACUAGCUAUGGCAAACACUCGAGGUGGAUUUUUUACGGCCACUUUUUUUUCGGCUCUGUAUGUUUGCUUCUGUUUCUAUGCGAUCCGUCCAGCUCUGGCAUGGAUCAUUCGUCACACAGCAACAGGACAAGGGUACAGUGAAUUUUAUCUUUGUUCUGUGCUGAGUGGAGUGGCAUUCAGUGGCGUAAUGACAGAUGCCCUUGGUACACACCCGAUGAUCGGAGCGUUGCUGUUUGGCCUAAUUAUACCUGAUGAAGUGCUGCAAUCUACUCUGGUAGAGAGGGUAGAGGAUUUUGUUUUGGGAAUUUUGAUGCCGACCUUUUUUGCAGUCUGUGGAAUCAGAACAAAUUUAUCCUCUUUGGCGACGAAUAACAUAUCAUUUGUGGUGGUUAUGGUUGUUAUAGUUCUGCUUACUGUCGCGAAGAUUAUCAGCGCUCUUUUUGCCUCGUUGUUCACCACUCUGCCAGCUAAAGAAGCCGCAGCUAUUGGCCUAUUGACAAACACCAAGAGCAUUUUGGCCUUGAUCAUCCUCGAAAUUGCUCAAGAGCAUGGGGCCUUAACCACGCAAGAAUUUUCAAUCAUAAUAGUGGCGAUUAUUCUUAUGACUAUGAUUGUUCCUCCGCUGACAAUGGUUUAUCAUCCGGUUGAUAAUGUCAUGCCCUACAAGAGAAGGACAAUUGAGAAAUCAAAAGCAGACGAAGAGCUCCGAGUACUUGCAUGUAUCUAUGACAUGCGCAAUGUUCCCUCUAUCAUUAACCUCCUCGAGGCCUCGUAUGCAAGCCAGAAAUCACCAAUUAGCGUCUUUGCCCUCCACCUAGUAGAGCUUAUUGGAAGGGCUAUGGCGAUGAUUACUGUCCACACCACCCGAAAAGCAGGUACCAAACACCUCACACAAGCCGAAGCCCAAACAGAACAAAUAAUCAGUGCUUUUGACAAUUAUGAGCUGCGUUGUAACGGUGUCAUGGUCCAGACUAUCACUGCUAGAGCUGCCUUUUCUAGCAUGGAUGAAGAUAUUUGCAGUAUAGCCAAAAGUAGGCGCGCAGCUUUUAUAAUCUUGCCCUUUCAUAGACAACAAGCCCAUGAUGGGGAAAUGGAAGACAUCAAUCCCUCCAUACGAAACGUGAAUGAAAAUGUGUUGACAAGCACACCUUGCUCAGUAGGUAUACUAAUAGACCGUCGAAUGCCUGAUUCUUUUGAGUUUCCACGUCGUGUGGCUGUGUUAUUCUUCGGAGGCCCUGAUGAUAGAGAGGCCUUAGCCUAUGCAUGGAGAAUGUCGGAGCACGAAAAUGUGAGCCUUAAAGUUGUUAAGCUUGUGCCAGCAAAGACUGAGGCACCCUCGGAUCCAAUGGAUUUCAUGGGGGCAGGCCCUGCAGCCGUUUCUGUCCCUAUAGAUGCUGAAAAAGAGAAAAUGUUAGAUGAUGAAUGUAUAAACAAGUUCAAUAUUGAUACAGUGAACGACAAUUCAGUAGUGUUUCAAGAAUUGGUGCUAAAUGAUGAAGAGGAAACUAUAAGAACUAUCAAAGGAAUGGAUGGCAAUCAUGAUCUUUUCAUCGUAGGUAGAGGACGAGGAUCAUCAUCUCCUCUAACUACUGGCCUGGCUGAUUGGUGUGACUGUCCUGAGCUCGGGCCUAUUGGAGAUCUUUUCGCGACUUCAGAGUUCUCUUCCUCCUUUUCUGUACUAGUAAUGCAACAGUAUAUAAAAACUGCAGAAACUGAAGAAUCAGAACUAUCUGCUGAAUCAUUCGCGAGACAGGACUCAGAACAGCUUCCCUGGAGAGCAUCAAGCGCAGCCACUGAAGAUGUAUUCGGGUCCUUUGAUAGUAAAGAUAACAAGUUUAGUCAUGAAAGUUAA